AUGGCCCUGCUCUUUGUAAUCCAUUAUUUUGGGCUUUUGGCUCCAAAUCACCUUCAAGAACAACCCUUACCACCGCCCCCUCGUCAUCAUCCUCCACCGCCUCUCCUCAAAAUUCGUUCAGGCCACUGUUCCGACUCAGUGCAGCUGCAUCAUCGCUUGGGCAGUUCUGAUGGAUCCCGAUCUACAAAUUCACUAGGGUGUCCGCAACCACCUCUGUGCCUUCUCCCAGGAAUGGCCCUGCUCUUUGUAAUCCAUUAUUUUGGGCUUUUGGCUCCAAAUCACCUUCAAGAACAACCCUUACCACCGCCCCCUCGUCAUCAUCCUCCACCGCCUCUCCUCAAAAUUCGUUCAGGCCACUGUUCCGACUCAGUGCAGCUGCAUCAUCGCUUGGGCAGUUCUGAUGGAUCCCGAUCUACAAAUUCACUAGGGUGUCCGCAACCACCUCUGUGCCUUCUCCCAGGAAUGGCCCUGCUCUUUGUAAUCCAUUAUUUUGGGCUUUUGGCUCCAAAUCACCUUCAAGAACAACCCUUACCACCGCCCCCUCGUCAUCAUCCUCCACCGCCUCUCCUCAAAAUUCGUUCAGGCCACUGUUCCGACUCAGUGCAGCUGCAUCAUCGCUUGGGCAGUUCUGAUGGAUCCCGAUCUACAAAUUCACUAGGGUGUCCGCAACCACCUCUGUGCCUUCUCCCAGGUGGGACGUUUGUCAUUACUAUCUGGAGAACAGCUAAGAGGAGUCAGAUAGCAGCAAUAGCAAGUAUUUGCGAGUUCCGGAAGAUAAUUCAAAGAGAGUGCAUUGGAUACUGAUCAAGGCUUGGUCAAAAGACGUUCUUUCAGCAGUCAUGCCUAAAAAAUGGGGCGAGAUCUGUGGUUGAGCAGAAGAUGGAGCUGUUCCUUGAUUUUAGGAGAUUGUGGCAAGAUAGUAGGAGUUAGUUGUUAACGGCUAAUUGUAAAUAACGUUAAAUAGAAUGCACUUGUAUAAAUAGAAGAAAAGGAUCUUAGGAGCACACAAGUUUUUCAAAUCAUUUACAUUCAAAUAUUUCCUUUGCUUUUACAAUACUCAAAAGUGUACUUAGCACAACCUGUAAGCUGUAAUUCUCAGAUAUAGUGGAUUGGUGGACUCAAUUCCACCAGCGGUUUUUUUA
Messenger RNA from Beta vulgaris subsp. vulgaris (sugar beet), 1142 nucleotides. Its product is annotated as carboxypeptidase Y-like. The coding region runs from base 1 to 804 and encodes 267 amino acids. The transcript has 4 exons. NCBI's taxonomy places the organism in Eukaryota, Viridiplantae, Streptophyta, Magnoliopsida, Caryophyllales, Amaranthaceae. The record is from RefSeq and is a predicted model, not a curated record.